UAUAAAACAUAAAAAACGAAAAAAAAAUAUAUAAUUCGCCAGUAAAAAAAUAAAUUCAACUAAACUCUUGUAGUAGUUCCAAUUGUUCUUCUUUGUUCUGGAAUACGCGACGCGCUCUCUUGAUCAUCAAUAGAAAUUAUACCGAACCAAUAACAACAACAACAACAAGUACCAGUCUUCUUGUGCUAGUCGCUACUAAAAGCAUUUCUUAUACUCUUCACUAAAACAAAAACCUUAAUUACAACAACAACUCCAAGCAAAGCAAGUGAAUUAAACUAAAAAAGCAACAUGAAUACGCAAUCCAAAGGAUAUCGCACUGGCGAAGAAAUCUACGACAUGACGUGCUUUGAUAUGACUGCCAUACGCAACUUGAACAUACCGACAACCUUUCCAACCAUUGGCACAUUCACGCUGGACUCCGCCACGUUGGGCCUGCAACCGCCGCUGACGCCAACGGCAAAUGCCGAUGCAGCGCAGCAGCAGCAGCAGCAUUCGCUUCAUCAUCAACAGCAGCAGCAGCAGCAACAUAUGCAACAACAGCAGCAGCAGCAACAACAGCAGCAGCAACAUCAUCAUCAACAACAACAGCAGCAGCAGCAACAACAGCUACAUCAUCAGCAGCAACAACAACAACAGCAGCAGCAGCAGCAACAACAACAGCAGCAACAUCAUCAUCAAAGCAUUGGCAUGUUUGAUGCCAAUGAGGUCAAUGAUAUUAUACAAAAUCCGCCACAAAUUGGUGUCUUUCAAUCCAACAGCGUGCUCAACAAUAGCGUCGGCAGCUCAUCCAUUUAUGGCUCACAGUCGAGCAACUCUUCGGCCGCAGCCUCAGCUGAUCCUAGUCAGACUACACGUGAAACGGGCAUUAUUGAAAAGCUACUGCAUUCUUAUGGCUUUAUUCAGUGCUGCGAGCGUCAGGCGCGUCUCUUCUUUCAUUUCUCGCAAUUUAGCGGCAACAUUGAUCAUUUGAAGAUUGGCGAUCCAGUUGAAUUCGAAAUGACCUAUGAUCGUCGCACUGGCAAACCGAUUGCCAGUCAAGUAUCCAAGAUAGCACCAGAGGUUGUGCUCUCCGAGGAGCGCGUCACAGGCACCGUGACCACCGAGCUGCGCACCGAUAGCGCCAACAAUGUGCUAAGCUCAAGCGAAACUACGGGACGCAUUAGCUAUGAGAAUCGCGGUGAAUGCUUCUUCUUACCCUAUACCAAAGAUGAUGUCGAGGGCAAUGUUAAUUUGCGUGCUGGCGACAAGGUUAGCUUUCAAAUUGCAACGAACCAAAGAGGCAACCUGGGCGCUUGCCACAUACGUCUGGAGAAUCCAGCGCAGCCUGUUAAAUAUCGUGGCGUGGUAUGCUCCAUGAAGGAAUCGUUUGGCUUUAUAGAGCGCGCCGAUGUUGUAAAGGAAAUCUUCUUUCAUUUCUCCGAAGCCGAAGGCAACGUAGAGCUGCGUCCUGGCGAUGAUGUUGAGUUUACUAUACAAACACGCUCGUCCACGUCUGUGCCGCCGCAGGGACGUGAAUAUGCCUGCAAUAUAACACGCUUGCCACCUGGUUCGGUUAUAUUCGAAGAUGUGGACAGCACCAUUUACAAGGGACAAGUGCUCAAGUCGCUGGACCGCAACAAUGCUGUGCGUCAGAAUAAUGAUCCGUUGCCGGGACGCAUACGCUAUCGUGCUGCGGAUUAUUCGGAAGUGGAGGUGCCCUUUGGCGAUAAGGAUCAGAAGGGUGACUUUACGCUGCGUCAUGGCGAUUGGGUGCAGUUUCUGCUGGCCACCGAUAGGCGCGAUCAGCUGCAGCGUGCGACUUCCAUAGCGCUGCUGGAUGAAACCUUCAAAGUGUCGGGCGAGAAGCGUGAACAGGGCACCAUCGCAUCGCUUAAAGAAGGUUUUGGCUUUCUGCGCUGCGUUGAGCGUCAGGCGAGAUUAUUUUUUCAUUUCACCGAGGUGCUUGAUACGAGCCGCGAAAUCGAGGUAAACGAUGAGGUGGAGUUUACGGUUAUACAGGAGCCUGGACUGGCGUAUAAUAAUUCACGUUUGCAGGCCAUACGCAUACAACAUUUGCCAGCAAAUUCAGUCCAAUUUGAAACGCUCAUGGCUAGCGCAAUUGAAGGCUGCGUAACACGCGAGGCGCCCAAGAGUCCCAUUAAAUCUCAGGAUCGUGUUGAGGGUGGCGUCAUCACCUAUGAGCAUGGCGAUGCUAAAAAGACUAUUAUGUAUUUUCUUAAAGACUGCGAAAAACCACCAAGAAUUGGCGAGCGUGUGCGCUUCGAUAUUUAUAUGGUCAAACGUAAUAAGGAAUUUAUAGCCGUCAAUGUGCAGCAAGUGUCGCUGCAGCAACAACAGCAACAACAACAACAGCAGCAGCAGCAGCAGCUGUUGAAUCAACAAAACGCAACGCAACAAGCACAAGUAGCAGGCCUCAAUCUCAACUCAAACGAUGCACAAGUUUUACUCUCGAAUGGCAUAGCCAGCAGCCCAUUGCAAAAUGGCUACAUAAUGCAUGGCAGUCCCAGCGGCGGCAGCAGCAGCAACAGCAGCACCAGCAACUCUCAACAAAUCUCACAUCUGGAUGACUUUAAGCUGGAGAAUAAUAAUCAUGCAAGCGCCGAGCCAACAGGUCAACUGUAUCGCGGCUUUAUAGCGGUUAUCAAAGAGAACUUUGGUUUUAUUGAAACCAUUUCGCACGACGAAGAAGUGUUCUUUCACUUUAGCAACUAUCAAGGCAAUCCCAACUGGCUGGAGCUGGGCCAGGAGGUGGAAUAUACGCUGGCACCCAAUGGCAAUACUUCUGUGUCAGGCAAUUGCUUGCCUGCGGAAAAUGUGCGCACGCUGCCCAAGAAUUCAAUACCGCAGCCAGCGCUGCUGGAGAAUGUGCACAACGGCGUUGUAGCGCGUCCGCUGCGCUGCAUCAACCCGGAGCAGCAGGAGUAUGCAGGACUAAUUGAAAUACAAGAUGAGCUGCGCACUACCUGCAUAUCGCAGCAUGAGUUUGGCAUUACCAGCUUGGUGAACAAACGCGAUUUGUUGCAAAAGGGCGACUUGGUUAGAUUUCGCAUUGAUGAGAGCGGACGUGCGGCCGAGGUGAAUGCUGUGCGUCUAAAGAAACGCGCUACAGUGGAUUCGAUCAAAGGGCAGUUUGGUUUUCUCAAUUUCGAAGUCGAAGAUGGCAAAAAGUUGUUCUUCCAUAUGUCUGAAGUGCAAGGCAGCACCGUGGCGCUGCAUCCAGGCGAUACAGUGGAGUUCUCUGUGGUUACCAAUCAGCGCAAUGGCAAAUCUUCGGCUUGUAAUGUUUUAAAAAUAAACGAUCGACCCGAUCGUCUGAUCUCGCGCCUCAAGCUCAAUGGCGAUGAUGGAGUACCGCGUUUAAUACUCAUGCGUGCGCCCAAGGGACCGCAAGGCAAAGGCUUCUCCGUGCUGGCGCGCCAUCCACGCAUUCCAGGCAAUUUGAUGGAGUGAUGCCCAUACAAGUAAACAAAGACAAUGCACAAUGCAUACUAUAGCUAACAUAUAUGCAUAUAUAUAUAUAUAUAUAUAUAUAUAUGCUUGUACGCAAGGCUUAGCAAUUACCAAUCAAACGGCAGAGGCAAAACUACAAAACACACACACACACACACACAACUUUAAACAAUUACAUAUUAUCGCAAAAACAAUUAU
Drosophila busckii is the source of this 3648-nucleotide messenger RNA. It is a transcript of the gene Unr, whose product is annotated as cold shock domain-containing protein E1. The record is from RefSeq and is a predicted model, not a curated record. Lineage: Eukaryota; Metazoa; Arthropoda; Insecta; Diptera; Drosophilidae. Gene Ontology annotation, molecular function: nucleic acid binding.